This is a messenger RNA of Danio aesculapii, 7821 nucleotides long. It is a transcript of the gene dctn1a, whose product is annotated as dynactin 1a. Lineage: Eukaryota; Metazoa; Chordata; Actinopteri; Cypriniformes; Danionidae. Gene Ontology annotation, cellular component: microtubule associated complex; axon; spindle pole. The transcript is spliced from 26 exons. The record is from RefSeq and is a predicted model, not a curated record. Gene Ontology annotation, biological process: establishment of mitotic spindle orientation; nuclear migration. The coding region runs from base 174 to 3836 and encodes 1220 amino acids.
UAAUCCGGAAGUGCUGCACCUCCCCGAGCGACUAGUGUCCGGUUAACGGUGUCCGGUUCUGCUGUUUUCUUUGUUAUUGACCGGUUGUACCGACUGCAGACUCGCACGCACCGGGGCUUGUCGGAGUUCAGCGGUGAUCUUGUGUUCAGCUGUGGAGCGGUGCGCUCGGUAAGAUGAGUUCAGACGGCGGUGGGCGUCCGGUGAAGGUGGGCUCGGUGGUGGAGGUGAUUGGGAAGGGUCAGCGUGGGACCGUGGCCUAUAUCGGCGCCACACUCUUUGCCUCGGGGAAAUGGGUCGGGGUCAUUCUAGAUGAAGCCAAGGGCAAGAACGACGGCACGGUGCAGGGAAAACGCUACUUCACCUGCGAGGAGAAUCAUGGGAUAUUCGUCAGACAGUCUCAGAUCCAGCUGAUGGAUGAUGGAGGCAGUUCAGCCACUUCUCCAGAGACCCCAGACUCAGGUGUGGCCAAGCUGCUGAAGAAAGAGAUCCAGGAAACACCCAAGACUGCCAAGCAGACGGGUCGUCCCUCAGUCGGCGGGUCGGCUCUGUCUGAAUCAGUGUUAGCGGAGAGCGAGUCCUCCUCGUCCACUCAGAUGAGUCUGGCGGCUCCUGUGGUCCCGCAGCCCAGCACUGCAUCUGCUCCUGCUCCUGCUCCAGCCACACCCAGCAAGGAGGAGGAGAGUCUGCGCGCUCAGCUGAAGGAUCUGGAGGAGAAGCUGGAGACUCUGCGUAUGAAGCGCUCGGAGGAUAAAGCCAAGCUGAAGGAGAUGGAGAAACACAAGAUCCAGCUGGAGCAGCUGCAGGAGUGGAGGAGCAAGAUGCAGGAGCAGCAGAACGACCUGCAGAAGCAGCUCAAGGAGGCCAAGAAGGAGGCUCGCGAGGCUCUGGAGGCUAAAGACCGCUACAUGGAGGAGAUGGCGGACACUGCAGACGCUAUAGAGAUGGCCACACUGGACAAGGAGAUGGCGGAGGAGCGAGCGGAGUCCCUGCAGCAGGAGACAGACAGCCUGAAGGAGAAGCUGGAGGAGCUGAGCAUGGACAUGGAGAUACUCAAACAUGAGAUCGAGGAGAAGGGCUCAGAUGGAGCAGCGUCCAGCUAUCAUGUCAAACAGCUGGAGGAGCAGAACGCACGUCUGAAAGAAGCUCUCGUCAGGAUGAGGGAUCUGUCCUCCUCAGAGAAGCAGGAGCAUGUGAAGCUGCAGAAACAGAUGGAGAAGAAGAACUCUGAGCUGGAGACGCUGCGCUCACAGAAAGAGAAACUACAGGAGGAGAUGAAGCUGGCGGAGGACACCAUCGAUGAGCUGAAGGAGCAGGUGGACGCAGCUCUGGGUGCAGAGGAGAUGGUGGAGACCUUGACGGAGAGAAAUCUUGACCUGGAGGAGAAAGUGCGGGAGCUGCGAGAGACCGUCAGUGACCUGGAAUCCAUCAACGAGAUGAACGACGAGUUGCAGGAGAAUGCGCGCGAGACUGAGCUGGAGCUGCGGGAACAGCUGGAUCUGGCCGGAGCACGGGUUCGAGAGGCGCAGAAGAGGGUGGAGGCGGCACAGGAGACACUGGCGGAUUACCAGCAGACCAUCAACAAAUACAGAGAGCUCACCACACACCUACAGGAAGUGAACCGCGAGCUGACCAAUCAGCAGAGCAGCUCUGCUGAGCAGCUCCAGCAGCCGGCGGCAGAACUCUUCGACUUCAAGAUCAAGUUUGCGGAGACCAAAGCCUAUGCUAAGGCCAUAGAGAUGGAGCUACGUAAGAUGGAGGUGAGCCAGGCGAACCGUCAGGUGUCUCUGCUGACCUCCUUCAUGCCAGAGUCCUUCCUGCGGCACGGCGGAGAUCACGACUGCAUCCUGGUGCUGCUGCUCAUCCCCAGACUCAUCUGCAAGGCGGAGCUGAUCAGUAAACAGGCGCAGGAGAAGUUUGAUCUGAACGGUGGUUCGCUGGAGAGAGCUGGACUGCGAGGAGCUGCUGGAGAACAGCUGAGCUUCGCUUCAGGACUGGUGUAUUCUCUGACGCUCCUGCAGGCCACUCUGCAUAAAUAUGAGCUGGCUCUGAGUGUGUGUGCAGUGGACGUGUAUAAGCGUAUGGGCACGCUAUACUCUGAGAUGUGUGUUCACGAGCGCUCGCUGGACUUCCUGAUCGACCUGCUGCACAAAGACCAGCUGGACGAGACGGUGCAGGUGGAGCCGCUCACUAAAGCCAUCAAAUACUACCAGCAUCUGUACAGCGUACAUCUGUGUGAUCAGACUGAGGACUGCACUGUCCAGCUGGCCGACCACAUCAAGUUUACCCAGAGUGCUCUGGACUGUAUGGGGUCAGAGGUCGGCCGUCUGCGAGCGUUCCUGCAGGCGGGACAGGAAGGGGCGGAGCUCUGUGUGCUGCUGAAGGACCUGGACACUUCCUGUGGAGACAUCCGUCAGUUCUGCAAGAAGAUCCGCAGGAGGAUGCCGGGAACGGAUGCUCCAGGAAUACCUGCAGCACUGCGCUUCUCUGAGCAGGUGAGCGAGGCGCUGGCGGACAGCAGGAAGCAGAUGGCGCGUGUGGUGGCGGUGCUACAGGAGGUGUCUGCGGCCGGAGCUCAGAUGAUGGCGCCGCUGCAGGAGCAGGAGGGACUGAGCGCUGUGAAGAUCGAGGACGUGGCCUUUAAAGCAGUGGAGCAGGUGUACGGCGCGCAGGGACUGAACCCUUACGAGUGUCUGCGUCAGGCCUGCAGCGCCGUCAUCGCCACCAUGAACAAGAUGGCCACCGCCAUGCAGGAGGGAGAGUACGACUCGGAGAGACCACAGCGCCCGCCUCCUCCAGUGGAGACGCGUGCGGCUGCGGUGCGAGCGGAGAUGACCGACGCUGAGGGUCUGGGAAACAAACUGGAGGAUCGAGAGACCGUCAUCAAGGAGCUGAAGAAGUCCCUCAAGAUAAAGGGCGAGGAGCUGAGCGAGGCAAACGUUCGUCUGAGUUUGUUGGAGAAAAAGCUGGACACGUCGACCAAAGAUGCAGACGAGCGGGUGGAGAAGAUCCAGACCAAACUAGACGAAGCUCUGAACACACUGAAGAAGAAGGAGAAAGAGUUCGAGGAGACCAUGGAUGCGCUACAGGCUGAUAUCGACCAGCUGGAGUCCGAGAAGGCGGAGCUUAAGCAGAGGAUCAGCAGCCAAUCACGAGCCACCGAAGGUCUUCGGGGGCAACCAGCAUCUGGAAUUGCAUCUAUUGUCACCGGGAAUGCUGCUGGAGGGAUGCUGUCAGCUCCAGCAGGUGUCUCAGGUGUGGUUCAGGUGGUUGAUUCUCCUCUCCUGAAGCAGCAGAUCGAUGUCCAGCGCAUCGCCAUCAAGCAACUCAAGAGCGAAAACUACAGACUGAAGGCGGAGCGGAUGCGUGCGCAACUGUCGUCGCUGCCUCCGCUGCAGGUGCCGAACAUGAAGAGUGUGAUGAUGAAGGAGAACACAGCCGCUGGAGCCCUACAGAGGAGGACUGACCUACUGCUGCACAACCUGAUGAAGAUGAGCGCAGGACUCCGAGUAGUGGACAUCACCGGCAAAACCACAGUGAGUGCAAGUGCUCAGCUGCUGGAGCAGACGGCGAGGAUGAAGUCUCUCAGUGACACUCUGGAUAAACUGCAGGCUGAAGUGUCGCAGCAUGUGGUUUCCCAGCAGCCCGGAGCGUCGGUGCCGUCUGACUUCGCCACCUUCCCCACGGCCACUUUCGUUAAGGCGCAGCAGGAGCAACAGAGUGGGUGUGUGUUGGUGUCGAAGCUGAUGAUCCCGUGCGCUCGAGGAAAAGAGCAGAAACACACACUCGUCCUGUCACAGCAGCAGCUCCAGCGUGUGCACCACCUGCUCAUGACGUAAACACACUCUCACACACACACACACACACACUCACACUCCCUCAGGAGCAUCUGGCUGAUCAGGCCAAGCACACAAACAUUCACACACUCCCUCAGGAACAUCCGGCUGACCAGGCCAAAGACACACACACACACACACACACACACACACACACACACACACACACACUGCUCCUCAGCUAGUGUGUUCCUCUUGGUUCUCACACACUUAUGCAUUUGUGUUUACUUGAUGGAUUUGAUAUUAAAUACUGUUCAGUCAAGAGAAUCUCCUGAUGCAAACACACACACACACACACACACACACGCGGCUUUCAGCUUUAUAGUGAUGAAGCCAUAAGCUGUAGAGAUCUGUUUCUGGCUGCAGGAUGAAGUAAACACUCAGGUAAUCGUGGCUGAUCAUCUCCUCUUUUAUUUUCUGGCGCAGAGUGAAAGUCAGGAUUGUGAGAAACACACUGAUUUAUUUCUUCUUCUUGUGACUGCGGCUGUAUUUCAGUGUGAUUUACAGGUUUUCACAUGAUCUGAGUUCUAUCAAAGCCUGUAACGUCUGAGAUGUGAGGUAAAGAACUGCGUGUACAUUAAAAUAAUCUAUAAUCACACAACUGAAAUAGCAUUGCAGUCCUAAUAUGUCUCUAUUAUAAGUGUGUGCAGUGUUGUGUGUGCUGCAGGAGUGUUUGUUGGGAUUGUGACUGCUUCAGCUCUAAGUUGAUAAGGUUUUCAUAAUUCUGACUUGAUCACACAAUUAUUGAUGACAAGCAAGUCUGAAUUAAACAAUAAAGCAGAUUACUUUAGUUAGGAUUGCAGCUGUUUUCAGAUGGUACAUUACAGGUUUUCUCACAGUUUAGACUUUGAUGCAGUGAAGUUGUGAGUUUAUAAUCUUGAGAAAUUAAUCAAAUUAGUUAUAAGAGUAAUAAAUGAAUACCUCUAGUAUUACUGAGGUCUCAGUUGUGAAAUAUAAGACAGUUAUAAUCACACAACUGGAAACAAGUCACAAUUUAACAACCACUGAAUAUAUUAUUUAUAUAUUUGGUCAACUUUAUAUCUUGCAGAAGGUCAUGAUUUACACUAAUUACUGUAAGUAAUUACUCUGUAUAGCUUUAUUUUACAUUGUUAGGUGAUGCAACUUUAUAUCUUGCAAUUAUUAUUAUUAUUAUUUUUAUUAUGAUUUAGUUUUUUUUAGGGGUUUUUCACCUUUAAGUCGUAUAGGACCGUGGAGAUUAGAGACAGGAAAGUAUUGGGAGCAGAGAGAGGAGAAGGGUCAGCAAAGGCCCUCAAGCCGUGAAUCGAACUCUGGUUGUCGUGAGCACCAUGGUGCUAUAUAUUGCCGUACUUAAUCACUACACUAUUGGCACAUGCUGACUCGUUUUUGUUGAGGCUUUCAGGUGGAAGCUUGACGCUUUUCUCACACUUUUUAAAUCACGUUUUUUGCAAUGUUUUGGACCUUCAAACUACAAGAUAUAAAGUUAGACACAGAGUUAGAAUAAAAAUAUAAUUGUUUGUGUUAGGAUUGGCACAUUCAGUUGUACUAAAUGUUUCUUAUGCAUAAAGGAAUGCUGACGGUCACGAUUUUUGCAUUAUUUUUUGUGGAACAGUUUUUGCAUCACAUUUUUGCAAUUUUGACUGUUGCAUUUACAAAAAAAAAGUCUGAAUUAAAAAAAUGAAUCCAGUUAUUUCUGUUGAGAUUGCAGCUUUAUUUCAGCUGAGAGAUUACAGGUUUUCUCACUAUUUAGAGUUUUUAAUCGGACACUUUUUGCAUUGAAGUUGUGUUCACAAUCCUAAGAAAAUCAUCAGACUAGAAACUCUUAAGUUAUGAAAUAUAAAACAACUAUAAUCACACAACUGAAAUAGUCGCAAUUUUAACAAACACUAAAUGUAUUCAUUAUACAUUUGUGCAACUUUAUAUCUUGUGUGUUAUAAAGAUGUGUGAUUGUUUUUUUUUUUAAGACUUUCACAAAAUUAAAUCGCUUUUAUUGUGGCUUUCAGGUGUAACUUUAAAGUUUUCUCACAAUUUAAACAACUUUUGAAUCACAUUUUUUAUAAUAUUUUAGUGAAACCUUGUAAAAACACACCUUCAAACUACAAGAUAUAAAGUUGCACAGUGUUAGAAUAUAUAUAUAUAUAUUAGUUUGUUAGGAUUGUCACUAUUUCUGUUGUACUAUUUAUUGUUUGUCAGGUACAGAAUUCUGACUUUAUCACACAAUCUUUGCAUUAUUUUUGUAAACUCACAUUUUGAAAAAUACAACACAUAAAUUUGAUUGAAAAAAAUCUGAAUUAAAAAAAUAUAGAUUUAUUGUAAGAAUAAAGACUCUAAACUCUCACAAUUCUGACUUUAAUCUCAAAUUUUCAUUAUUUUUUGCAAAAGAUCUUUUUCAAUUGAUUUCUUUUUUAAAUGAUCUUUUAUCAAUUUGCAAAGUUGCACCAGUUUAGAAUAAAUCAAUGUUUAAUGUUAUGACUGCAACUUAAUUUGUUAUUAUUGAGAUAUUACAGGUUUUCUCACAGUGUAGACUGUUUAAUCAGACACCUUUAGAGUUUAGAGGUUUUCACAAUCCUGAGAAAAUCAUCAAAUUACUAGAAGGUCACGUUGUGAAAAAUAAAACAACUAUAAUCACACAACUGAAAUAAAGUGAUUUUAACUGACACACAAUGUAUUCAUUAUGAAUUUGUGCAACUUUCUAUCUUGCAGUCUUUAAGGUGUGACUUUGCUAAAUUAAAUCCAUUUUUAUCUGGGUUUUCUCACUAUUCGGACUUUUUAAAUCAGAUUUUUGCAUUAUUUUAGGAAACCCUUGUAAACAGACACCUUCAGACUACAAGAUAUGAAGUUACACAAAUUUAGAGUAAAAAUAUACUUUACUUUGUUAGGAUUGCGACUUUAGUCUGCACCAAUAGCGUAGUGGUUAAGUGUGCUGGCAUAUAGCACCAUGGUGCUCACAGCAAACCAAGUUCGAUUCCGUUUGCCAACCCUUACUCCCAAAACUUUCCUGUCUGUAACCUCCGCUCCACUGUCCUUUAUAAUUAAAGGGGAAAACACCUAUGAAUAAUAAUUAAAUAUAAUAUUUUUUGCAUAAUUCUGACUUUAUCACACAAUUUAGCUUUUUUUUUUUUUUGCAAAAAACUAAAUUCUCAUUUUGAUAAAUACAAGACAAAUCCACAAUUGCUAAAACAAAGUCUGAAUAGAAAUGUUGAUAUAUUAUUGUUAGGUUAUUGUUAGGCCUGCAACUCUUUCAGCGGUGUGAUUUCUCACAAUUCUGACUUUUUAAACCACAAUUUUAGCAUUUAUUUUUUGCAAAAGAUCUUCAAAUGGCGAGCUGUAAAGAUGCACUAAUUUAGAUUAAAUCAAUUUAUUGUUUAGACUGCAACCUUAUUUAUGAUGAAAAAAAUAGGGUUUUUCCCUUUUCUGACAUUUCAUUUUACUAGAAAGUCUAAAUUCUGAGAUCUAAAAGUCACAGUUACCUGUUUUAUAUAUUUUAUCCUGUUCUGGAAAUGUUCUUCUGCAUAUAAAGAAGCUUCUGAAUCUUUAUACGGUUCACAUUUGGUCUUACAUUUAGCAUAAUAAGAGUCAUCAAGGUGUAUUAGUUAUUUAGUGAAUACCUUGAUUUGGUGGAGGAGCUGAAAUGAGUAAAUGUUGAGGGACUGUAGGGAAAUCCACAUCGAAUAGCACUAAUCAAUAAUCAUUUUUCACUGAUGUGUUACCCUUUGCAUUGUAGUUUUGCAGCAGUAAUUGAUUAAUCCAUCAGCGCUUCAUUAGACAUGAAGGACCAACUCAAUCUAGAGAUAACCACUGUUUAAUCUUACAUGUACACACGGCUGCAUUGUGUAACUCAUGUUUUCUGCAAGUGUGUGUUUUCUGUAUUUAACAUGUCAGAGCUUCAGCUCAUGAUCUCUGCUUGGUUUACUCUUCAUCAUGUUGGUUCAGUGUUUUAAUAGUUUAUGCAUUCGACAUGUUUCUUAUGGAGACGACUGCAAUAAAGAUGGAGAAAUAAGACAUUAAA